UAGCGCUUGGGCGACAUGACGUCACUCUGACCUCUAAACACACCGACUCUGCCUCGCGCGCAGAGUUGAACGCAAACGCGGCGAUGCUUGUCGCUCUGUUAGGAUUGGUAAAGCCUCUCGCCCCUCUCGCCCCAGUCGUCUCCUCGUCCGCGAGGUGUUGUCUGCUGCCGAGGCUGUUGUUGCCGUCGUCGCGGCGUUUCAACUCGAACCGAGCGUCCGUGGUGCGAACGGCGAGGAACGUGUAUCCGCGGCCGUACACGCUGCUGCUGGCUCGACCGGAUGGCUCCACGGUGCGGAUCCGCUACCUGGAGCCCAAGAAAAUCAUUAUGCUUCCCGUGGACCUUGACGCGCUGAGCGAGGAGGAGAAGCUGGCGCGACUGCGGGCACGCGGAGGCCGUAAGGAACGGCCAAAGUCGAGCGCAGAGGACGACCUGGGCGACGAGCUCCACACGGACACCUACAGCAAGUUCUGGAGGAAGAAGUGACGCUGGCGGCCCCGGGCAAUCGCCCCCCCCCUCCCCCGGAGUCUGCGGAGGCUGCUGCCGUAUUCGGUCAACCAAGUCCGUCAAAGUUCAGCUCUCCGAUGCGUGUCCGGGUUGUGCCGCGUGUUGUACGGCGUGACGUCCUGACGUUUCGCUCCACGGGCGGAACGUCGGACGUCAAGUCGAACAACUCGCGGUAACAAACCCGAACUGCACAUCGGAUGGGGCCUGUACAGCGCAACAGCGAUCUCCUACCGCAGUGCCACCUCACGUUGUCGGUCACCUCUAACCGCUAUUGACAGGAGCUUGAGUCGAUCGCGCACUUCCUGUCGAUCGCCCGUACGUACGUAUGUAUGUAGAACUUCUUUCGCACCGUAAAGUAGCCAACCGUGCUAAUCGGAGGUGCGGGGGAAGGACAACAAGCAGAGGUUUUUUUGGUUUAGACUGCGUAAAUAUGUGCCGUUAAUCACGCCACCAUCUAACACACACAAUUAGUAAAGUUUGUCACGUAAACAAAACAUUCCAAUUAGUUAGUGCUUCAGCACACCGGAGUGUUUAUAUUUGCGCGAUAUUACCCCAAAAAAACCUCAUGUAUAAUGUGUCGCGAAAGCCGCCUUGUUAAACUAGACAUCUCCCCACAGCAAGAUGUUAACGUAACCCUGUCUUGAUCAACAUUGAAAUAACGAUACUCAAAGCAAUUAGGGAAAAUGGGAAAGGCAAUUGCCAAUUUGGUUUGUCUCUUGCGUCGUUUGCAAUGUGUUUGUUUCCAUAAAUCUUUGUAGAUAAUUGUGUCCCGAAAGUGAAAUGUACAUUUUCCUGCCCUCUCAGCUUCUCUCCAACCACACAAGCUCACGAGCCUCUUAAAACACGAGUGUCAAAGUCAUCUACGCAGUAAACGAGAUAAGCCCCCCGACUCUGCUUUAAUAAACCGAGCCGUCAAUGUUUUAGAGACCCGAUUAAAGGAAACCUGGAGGACAAGGGGCGACGGCUAAAAAUGCGCGGCUGUGCUCGGCUGUUGCGUUGUUAACGUGCGCCAGUAAAAUAUUGUCACUCCGUGUGCUGUGCUUGCGUAAGCCUCAGCAGCGAGCGUGGCAACAAAACUGCUAUUCUGUUGCCAACGGGUUUUUUCUCAUAAUUCGCAGAUUUCCAUCAAACGUCUUGUGUGUGUGUGUAGUGUCCGUCGGCUUGCCCCCCCCCCCCCAUCCCGCCUCGUGCCCCGUGACGACUGCCGCCGACAACGUAGCCGUCGGUCUCAACGAGGAUUACAAGGGGAAGGGAAAAAUAUUUUUAAUAAACACCCCCGUUGAAAUAACAUAAAAA
Messenger RNA from Petromyzon marinus (sea lamprey), 1802 nucleotides. RefSeq names its product mitochondrial ribosomal protein L55 (gene MRPL55). Gene Ontology annotation, molecular function: structural constituent of ribosome. Lineage: Eukaryota; Metazoa; Chordata; Hyperoartia; Petromyzontiformes; Petromyzontidae. Gene Ontology annotation, biological process: translation. Gene Ontology annotation, cellular component: mitochondrial large ribosomal subunit. The record is from RefSeq and is a predicted model, not a curated record.